AUGGUUGCCUGCGGAAGAGUGUAUAAGGUUUUGAUACCGGAAUCGGAUGGCAGGCUGGGGUGGGCUUCACCCAUUGCCUUACUGCAGGAUUUCUAUAGACUUGAACGAAGGGCUAAGGGAAGCUCCCCAGAGAGUUCAGUCGACUCCUUGGUGCUCCCGCCUCCAGCGAGCCAUCAAGCCAGGACGUUUGCUAAGGUUGUUAAGGGUGGGGGCUUCUAUGGGGCAGGGAAGUGCUGUAUCAAAGGCUUUGGGAGGGACAGAUUCAUAGAAGUUGGUGAUGAAGGAGUCCAAAAUAGACAGGAACUGUUGGGAAAGUUCCUGGAGAUCAAACUCUCUUCCAGCUCAAACAACGUUUGCUCACAAUAUGUUGUUGGAGAGUUCAAGAGACGGGGAGCAAAAAAUGGUCCAUUGACACAGACUUUGGCUGGGUCGACAAGGGGAUCAGAGAAUGGAUCCUUAUAUGCCCCAGUUGGCAUCAUGAAAUGCGCAUCAAAUACUUCGAUCAAUGCAAUUUUCAGAAUCUAA
Molecule: messenger RNA, 525 nt
Organism: Linum trigynum
Lineage: Eukaryota; Viridiplantae; Streptophyta; Magnoliopsida; Malpighiales; Linaceae
Source: the annotation of a GenBank genome assembly